Talaromyces proteolyticus is the source of this 450-nucleotide messenger RNA. Its product is annotated as DUF757 domain protein. The transcript is spliced from 5 exons. The record is from RefSeq and is a predicted model, not a curated record. The coding region runs from base 1 to 450 and encodes 149 amino acids. NCBI's taxonomy places the organism in Eukaryota, Fungi, Ascomycota, Eurotiomycetes, Eurotiales, Trichocomaceae. Gene Ontology annotation, cellular component: cytoplasm.
AUGUCGAAGCCAUUUGAUCCGGAGACGGCGGAGAACUUGGAGGAUAUGGAGAAGCAGUUUGCUGUUAAAGCCGUGGAUCACUUGAUGACGUACUGGUCAAUCCUCGAAAAAGUACCCGGAUCUAAGCUACGAUUGACGAAAAUGGACGAUGAGAUCUAUGAGCACUUCAAAAAGGAGUUUCCAGACUUUGACCCCAGUCAAACGAUCAACGAAGAGGAAAUGAAGAGCAAACAAGGCAAAGAGCGAUGGCGCAACUUCAUGAGCGAGUACGAGAAGACCAUUAGCGAUUACAACUUCGGUACCAUGCUGCGGUCGAACCCGAAAUAUGAAUAUGACCAAAAGACUACUAUAUUUGCGAUGCGAAUGCAGUUUUACGCUGUGGAGAUUGCUCGGAACCGUGCUGGUCUGAAUGAUUGGAUUUAUGAAAAAGCACAAGGCAAAAGCCAGUAG